AUGGCCACUGUGAGCACAGAUGCCACGGAUAGAGACACAUCCAGGUUUAAAAUCGUCCUCACCUUCGUGGCCUCCGGAAUAGAGUGCAUCACUGGCAUUGUUGGGAAUGGCUUCAUCAUGGCCAUCCACGGGGCCGAGUGGGACAGAGGCAAAAGACUCCCUGUCAGUGACUGCAUUCUGCUGAUGCUCAGCUUUUCCAGGCUCUUGCUGCAGAUCUGGAUGAUGCUGGAGAAUACUUACAGUCUACUGUUCCGGGUCACUUAUAACCAAAACACAGUGUUUAUCCUCUUCAAAGUCGUCAUCAUGUUUCUGAACUAUUUCAACCUCUGGCUUGCUGCCUGGCUCAACAUCUUAUAUUGUCUUAGAGUUGCAAACUUUGCUCACCCUUUGUUCUUCUUGUUGAAGAGGAAAAUCACAGGGCUGCUGCCUUGGCUUCUGGGACUGUCACUGUUCAUCUCCUUAUGCUUCAGCUUUCCCUUCUCUACAAAUAUCCUCAAUGUGUAUGUAAAUAAUUCCAUUCCCAUCCCCUGCUCCAACACCACGGAGAAGUACUUCUCUGAGAACCUGGUUCUUCUCUAUAACCUGGGGAUCUUCAUUCCUCUGAUCAUGUUCAUCCUUUCAGCCACCCUGCUGAUCAUCUCUCUCAAGAGACACACCCUCCACAUGGAGAGCAAUGCCCCUGGCUCCAGCAUGGAGGCUCACAUGGGGGCCAUCAAAGUUACCAGCUGCUUUCUCGUUCUCUACAUUUUCAAUGCAGUUGCUCUAUUUAUUUCCAUGUCCAACAUCCUCGACGUCAACAGUUCCUGGAAUAUUGUGUGCAAAAUCGUCAUGGCUGCUUACCCGGCUGGCCACUCAGUGCUACUGAUCUUAGGGAACCCUGGGCUGAGAAGAGCCUGGAAGAGGUUUCAGCACCCUGUUCAUCUUCACCUGUAA
Callorhinus ursinus (northern fur seal) is the source of this 933-nucleotide messenger RNA. RefSeq names its product taste receptor type 2 member 40. Gene Ontology annotation, cellular component: membrane. Gene Ontology annotation, molecular function: bitter taste receptor activity; G protein-coupled receptor activity. Gene Ontology annotation, biological process: detection of chemical stimulus involved in sensory perception of bitter taste; sensory perception of taste; G protein-coupled receptor signaling pathway. Lineage: Eukaryota; Metazoa; Chordata; Mammalia; Carnivora; Otariidae. The record is from RefSeq and is a predicted model, not a curated record.